Molecule: messenger RNA, 540 nt
Organism: Lodderomyces jiufengensis
Lineage: Eukaryota; Fungi; Ascomycota; Pichiomycetes; Serinales; Debaryomycetaceae
Product: Zn(II)2Cys6 transcription factor domain-containing protein
Exons: 2
Coding region: 1-540 (179 amino acids)
Biological process (GO): regulation of transcription by RNA polymerase II
Molecular function (GO): DNA-binding transcription activator activity, RNA polymerase II-specific; zinc ion binding
Source: RefSeq, a predicted model, not a curated record
AUGUUUUCAGUACUAGACUCGUCAUCAUUUACCAAAAUAGACCAACUGCCACUUUCAUUUGAGACCAAAAAUUCAACUAAAAGUCCAACUCCACAAAAUUCAACAGUUCACAAUAAUGGAUUUCAACAAAAAACUAUAAAAAUCAAUAACAUAAUAGGUACAAGAUUUAGAAGCAAGACCGGUUGCUUGAACUGCAGAAAAAGAAAAAAAAAAUGUGAUGAAACUUCACCAAUUUGUAUUGCAUGCAUAUCUAGAAAUCAAGAAUGUAUUUGGCCAGAUUUGACAAAAAAGAAACCAACAAAAAAACAAGCACAAUCAAAUUCACAAAAAUCAUUAUCUAAAGAAAACUUGCAAAUACUAAUGGCCAAUAAAGAAGAUUUAGUACUAGGCUCCAAUUUGAAUAAUGCAACAGAAAUUUCAUUUAAAGUUAGGAAUACAAAUUUAGAUUUAUUAGCUAAAGAGUUUGCUAAUGAGAAAGAAGAAGCUAUGGACGAUGUUGGUCAUUUGAAUAUGAAUGUUAGUGUAUUUAUGAAUAACUGA